GCUAUCUCCUCCACCUCUUUAGAGUUAAUACACCUUGAGCAUCUCUGAAUCACGGCUCUCUUCCUUCGAGGAAACCUGCCCUCCUCCUCCUCCUCCUCCUAGUAAAUCAAGUUCUUCCUCUCCUGCUUUCUUCAUCUUAUUUUUCUUAUUCUAAGUUAAAACAAAGAAAAAAGCAACAUGUCAAGCGCUUUGGAUAUGUCCCUCGACGACAUCAUCAAAAAUAGCAAAAAGCCCGGAUCCGGUAACUUCCGGGGCCGUGGUCGAGGCCACUCUUCCGGAGCCGGUCCUGCUCGCCGCUUCCCUAACCGCGCCGCCAAUCGUUCAGCUCCUUAUACCGCCGCUAAGGCUCCGGAAAGCACGUGGCAACACGACAUGUUCAGGGAUCAACCAGGUCGGACCUCCUCUUUAGAAGGAGCAAAGCUCUAUGUUUCCAAUUUAGAUUAUGGAGUCUCUAACGAGGACAUCAAGGAAUUGUUUUUGGAAGUGGGUGAACUGAAAAGGUAUUCGAUCCAUUACGAUCGGAGUGGCAGAUCGAAGGGAACGGCAGAAGUUGUCUUCGCACGACAAGCUGAAGCUGUCGCUGCUGUUAAGAGAUACAACAAUGUUCAGCUUGAUGGGAAACCGAUGAAGAUAGAGAUUGUGGGAACAAAUUUUGUUGCUCCUCCUGCGCCUCCGGCUGCUAAUGCUGCUUUUGGAAAUUCUAAUGGAGUUUCUGGACGUGGACGAGGUAGGGGUGGUGCACUGGGAAGACUGCGUGGUGGUGGUGUCAGUGGCAGCGGCGGUGGACGUGGAUUUGGAAGGGGACGCGGACGUGGAAGGGGCCGUGGUGAAAAGGUAUCUGCUGAAGAUCUUGAUGCAGAUUUGGAGAAGUAUCAUUCAGAAGCUAUGCAGAUAAAUUGAAGUCAUUCCUGGUGUCUUGUUGGUUGGUCCAACAUCUUUCUUUCAUUGCUUUUGUGUGCUCGAUCAUGCAGCAAUGGAACUAUCUUCUAUGUCUCAGCCAAGUCGUCUUAGUGAUUUCACAAAUACUUCUUAGAGAGAACUAUCGUAAUCUUUAUUGUGGAAGUUUGGGGCUGUUAUCAUGUAAUGUUCGGUUAAUGGAGAGCUAUCUGUAUGUAAUGUACUGUUACUUUUUGUUUGGUUAGCUUUAUGAUUUUAUAAGUUGGGAUAGGGAGUAGAACUAUUUUAUUGUUUUUUCUUAGACAAAGAAAAUGCUGUCUGCAAGGAGUGGAGAACCGAACUUUGACAGGAACUGCCUGAUGCUCUAUUGUCUACUGGUUGCAUCGUCAUCAUAAAAUCAGGGGGAUAAGAAUGGAGGUAGAUUUCUUCAUAUUUCUUCCAUUGAAAUGGAUUGUCUUUAACUGUUAGCACAGGCCCCUUGUUAACGUUCUUUCUUAAUGGCUAGGUUCUUGUUCAAGUUUCAUCUA
Molecule: messenger RNA, 1424 nt
Organism: Populus nigra (black poplar)
Lineage: Eukaryota; Viridiplantae; Streptophyta; Magnoliopsida; Malpighiales; Salicaceae
Product: THO complex subunit 4A
Exons: 5
Coding region: 178-900 (240 amino acids)
Biological process (GO): mRNA export from nucleus
Cellular component (GO): nucleus
Molecular function (GO): mRNA binding
Source: RefSeq, a predicted model, not a curated record